Exophiala aquamarina CBS 119918 is the source of this 507-nucleotide messenger RNA. Its product is annotated as ribonuclease T1. Gene Ontology annotation, molecular function: RNA nuclease activity; RNA binding. Lineage: Eukaryota; Fungi; Ascomycota; Eurotiomycetes; Chaetothyriales; Herpotrichiellaceae. The record is from RefSeq and is a predicted model, not a curated record. The coding region runs from base 1 to 507 and encodes 168 amino acids. The transcript is spliced from 2 exons.
AUGCAUCUCCUCCAGAUUCUGAUGAAGCCCCUCCAGGCUCUAGCCACGCUCUUCGCCCUGAGCACACCAGCACUGUGUCUCCCACCAUUCAUUCUCCGCGAAGGCUUUCCAUCACCAUCACUGUACCCAUCCGUAUAUCAGCCAAGAUCAGCCUCACCCGAAACGUCACUGCUCAUCGAGCGCCAAACGCAGACCUGCGCGUCGACUUGCGGCAGCGUCUGCUACUUCCAACGCACCGUGGCCGCCGCUGUGGCCGAGGGCUUCGAGCUCUUCCAAGCGGGCGAGACCGAGGGGUCGGGCAAGUACCCGCACGCGUUCCGCAACGACGAAGACUUUGAGUUGUCUGUCCCUGGCCCCUACCAGGAGUUCCCUAUCCUCAGUGACUUCCAGGAGUAUGAUGGCGGCAGUCCUGGCGCCGAUCGAGUCAUCUUCAAUGAGCAGGGGGCCCUCGCGGGCGUUAUUACCCAUACAGGCGCGUCGGGGAAUGGGUUUGUUGAGUGUGCUUGA